Lytechinus pictus (painted urchin) is the source of this 5918-nucleotide messenger RNA. RefSeq names its product kelch domain-containing protein 8A-like. NCBI's taxonomy places the organism in Eukaryota, Metazoa, Echinodermata, Echinoidea, Temnopleuroida, Toxopneustidae. Gene Ontology annotation, molecular function: protein binding. The transcript has 6 exons. The record is from RefSeq and is a predicted model, not a curated record. The coding region runs from base 158 to 1270 and encodes 370 amino acids.
AUAUAUGCAACGAACGUCGAGGGUAGCAACACACGUUCGUACUGGUAUGCUGUACCGGUACACCGUACACGGAAUUUCUAGCAUAAUUUACUAUUUAGAAUUGACAUGAUCUGAUUCCAUUUUAUACAUUCAGAAAGAAUUCUGAAAAGACUUAAAUAUGGCAACAGCAGGUGCUAUAGGACCAGACAGUUUCAAGUGGGAAUCAUUACCUCCUAUGCCUACUAAACGGGUGUACUCCUCAGCUGUAGAGUGCAAUGGUAAACUAUACGUGAUUGGUGGAGUGAGCAUGCAUGGUAAUCCUAUGGAUGCCUUUGAGAUGUAUGAUCCUGAGAAGAAGAAAUGGAACAAUAGGUUACCUAACUUACCCAACAAGAGAGGACAACCAGCAUUAGCUGUUGUAGGUAAUAAGAUAGUAGUACUUGGUGGAGUAGCAGGAGGGAAGGAAGCAUCGGAUGCAGUGGAUGUCUUUGAUACAUCAUCUAAGAAAUGGAUCAUGGGGAUGAAGACACUUGGAGAAAAGAUACAGAACAUUUCAACAGUUGUUCAUAAUGGAAAAGUUAUAACAAUUGGAGGCAUGAAAGCAAACACCUCUGCCUUGCAGAUGUGCAGAGUCUUAAACAUUGAAGAGAACUUAUGGCUAGAGCUACCUGAUAUGCCAACCCCUAGGUACGGAGCAGCUGCACAUAUUAAGGGAGAUAUCAUUUAUGUUCUAGGAGGGAGAAAUGGAAAGCACCCUGUCCAGUGUUUGGAGGUACUGGACUUGAAGCAGUCUAAGUGGACCAAACUAAAGCCCAUUACCAAGCCUAGGGUUUUCUGCUCAUAUAUCAUGACCGAUGAGAAGUUCUAUUGUAUAGGUGGUCUUCAAUCUGAUGGAAAGGACUUCCAUGAUGAUACAGAGGAAUAUGAUGUGGAAAAUGAUGAAUGGACAGACAUAGAUUCCAUGCCACAUGUUAGAGGGGACUUUUGUGCCGGGAUUGUAGCAGGCAAGAUUAUUGUUGUUGGAGGCAUGAGUCGCAAAGCCUUACCGUUGACUGAAGCAGAGUUCCUAGAUGAUGAUAAGACAUGGAAACCCAUAGCAGACUGUCCUAUAUCUAGAGGAUCAGGUACAAGUACAUUAUUCCAAGACAAGCUAGCAAUCAUUGGUGGCUUCACACCUGAUGGGGUAUCUAAUGCAGUAGAUUUAAUAGGCAUAGGGUCAACAUCAGAGUAUGUAGAAACCUCUGAAGCCUCUAGGGGGCAGGCUAGGAGAGGUAAAGGUAAAAGGAGAUGAAACUUGCCAAUACUAUCUUUGUAAGCUGUCUGAAUUGUGAAUUAUUAGAUUUAUGAAUAGAGAUCAUGAAUUUUGACAUUUUUCUAAUCAGGUUUUCAUUCAAUACAGGAAAAUUGUGGUUGAUCGGGAUCCUGUCACUUAAAGCUUAGUGAUUGAUCAUGGAGCCGAUAUCUGUGAUUCAUUAUUUUGUAUGCUGAGCUUUAUUGUUAAUGAAAAUCUCUAAUGAGUGAUAUUAAUUACAUACUGUACUAGAUUGCCUGACUGGCAGAAGGGUACUUACUCAAACAUGUCUUAAAACUCUCUCAUAGACUAUCAUUGUCCAGCAGGGCUAGUUGUUAUCCUUCUAUUGCUGAAUGAAGACUUCUCUAGUAUUAUCUAUGCAAGUUUUAGUUUAUACAAUAGAUGAAUUGAUGAGUGAUUAUUAUUUUUUUUUUGAUGAAAAUAGCAUAAACAACCCUAGUGUGUUGGCUCAGUUGGUAGAGCGUCCGUCUCACAACUGGGAGGUCUGGAGUUCAAACCCCGGCCACGUCAGACCAAAAGACGUUAAAAGAUGGAAGUAGCUGAUAGCAUGAUUGGCAUUCAAUGAUUAAAGGGAUAUAGCCUUGUCGAUCUAGCGCAGCACAGCGGCUGCCGGGCCCAUGAUCUGUUGGGCAAAGCAAAUUUUCGGAGUAUUUCAUUUCAUGUCUAUUUCAAACAAUGAAAUAUGAAAAAAAAAAUUUAGUCUAUUCGAGACCACAUAAUUGAUGAGAAAUUCCCUCAGAACUCACAACAUCUUUGUCAGAGAAACUCAUACAUAAUUGGUAUUGUGGGUAAUAAAAUGAUUUCAAUUUUCAGGUGAUGAAAUAUUUAUUCAGAAAAGAUAUACUUUGUGUUUUUAUAUAUAUUGAAAAUGUGAAGUUAUAUUAAGUAAUUUUAUCAAUUCAGCAUCAUUGGUAAUUUUGUGGUUUCUGACUUGAUCAAAGGUUUGUAGGUUUUGAAUCCCCUCUUUGUGGGGUACCUUGCAUGAUUCAUUCCUUAGAUGUAAUAAGCACUGUGUCUGAAGGAUGCCUUCUGCCUUCUAUAGAAUAUUGUUAAGGUAAUGAGUCUUAUUGCCAGUUAUCAUUAUUUUUAUCAAUAGUAGAAUUAGUAGGUACAGUGAUUUUUCAUUUUAAAACUGCUUCUACCAUUUAUGAAAACCUGUAAUUUCAAACCUGAUCUAAAAUGGAAAGUCCAUUUUUCCAGGUAGAAAAUGCACACAGCAAAAACAUGCAUUCCAGUUUUUCAAAAGCAAAUCAGAGUGCUUAUACCAAUAAACAGAAAAUCACUCUCCCCAAAGUAGUAGUAUUCAUUAUUAUUGUUAUCAUUAUUAUCAUGAAAUCUAUUAUUACUUGAGUUGUUUAUUAGGUUGUUUUUUUUACACAGUUUAUAUAGGUUGUGUUUUAGGUUGUUGUUUUUUUACACAUUUGAAACAAAACUUGGUAUUGAUCUAUUUAUUUAUUUAUAUAUGUAUAUGUCUUUGUAUAUCCUGCAGGAUGUAAAUAUUUCUCUACUUUGUUUUUAUAAUAAUGAUAAAAUACAAUCUAUUCCAACUGCUCCAGAUUUAUCAAGUCCACCCCCAAAAAAAUGUUGCAAUAAGAACAUCAAAAGUGCCAUUACACUUGGAAACAGCCUUGCCAGAAAUUCUGAAAUGCAUGAGACUGUCAUCAUUUCUUGUUCACUCCUAUGACCUUAGGGAAGGAAUUAGAAUUAAAAUUCUUACCCUUUUCAUAAUCAUUUACUUUUCUGUUUGUAUAUAGACCUUUACCUCCAGAUAUAAUCUAUAGCGGGCAACAUUUAUCAAGUGUGUUUUUGACAUUUGUGACCAACUCUUUUCCAGGUUCAUUGUGAGAGAGUACAAUAGAAACAAAGGAAAAGUAAGCAUGGUACCUAAAAAAUAAAGAAUUAAAUUUCACAAAUAGAAGGGGUUUAAUCCACUCUUGAUAAAAGCCUGUUGUCUUCCAACCUGUAAUUGUUCUGUUUUACCCUUAAUUGAUGCUGUAUCACAUUGUAUUGAUAAUUGAAUGAAGAACUCUCGACUUUGAAAACAAGAGAGCUAAAAAGUGGUACUAGUAUAUUUCUCUUGUUUUAUAUAUACAAGCCUGUGUACAUAUACAGUGAAAACUUUCUAAAGUGACCACUCACCCAAGGGAAACACAAAAUGUGGCCUUUAAAGAGGUUUGACUGAUUAUAUUAUCUGUAUUUGUAUGAUAUUAUACAUUACAUCAUAUUUAUUCACUUUUUGGGGUUUUGUAAAGACAUUUGAUAUGGUGUCAUCUUAAAUGAUUCACUCAGGGGUGGGGGUGGUGCUCAGAUAGAAGAGAGUACUUUCAUAGCAUGAUACCAGUAAAGAAGUACUAUGGCUGAAUUUUCUAAUACCCUUUUCUUACGUGCAACAUUUUCUUUGACCCUUAACUAUAGGUAGGGCUUUAGUCCAGAGUUAAGUUUAUUCCACUUUACAUUUUCACAUCAUUUUUUCAAAGUGGGCUAACCCCACCCUGUGAUAUAAUGAGACUAUCUGGCAUUGCAAAAUAUGGUUAGCCAGGCAAUUGUGUUAAGGGGGUAUCUCACAGAAUCCUUGCAAACAUUUCAAAUUUGAGAUUUUGCCAGGGUUCUAUAAGAUUGCGAAAGGUUUGUAAAACAUCGUAAGAAAGUUUGUAAACAGUUUUCAUUGUUGCAAACAAUUUUUCUUGUCGCUAAAGAAUUUAUGAACAUGUUCGAAUUCUAUUUGGAAAUCUAUUUUCGUUUUUUAACAUUUGCUACUAUUUGCAAAACAAUCAUUAGCCUUUGCAAACAGUUGUAAAACAGUGUUGCUGAAAUUCAUUUUGAUUCAGCAAUGAUUGGGGUUGGGCUCAAAUACUUUCUUCAAUGACGAUUACGUAAUUGAAGAAAUGUUCAGUUACAAUUACUUUUGUCAAUUACAAUUUCAAUUACUUUUUAUGAAGUCAUAUUGAAAUCAAUUUAUAUUUUGUAUGUAGUGUCACCCAUUUCAACAUAAAUUUUUCUAAGUUAGAGAGAGACUGACAACAUGAAGGUUUAUUAGUUUAGAGAGCACUGAUCCUGCCUGUUGCUCUGUUUAAUGUUAAAGUCGAUCGACAUUCUCAAUAAAGUGUAGAUCUGCAUGCUUUCUUUUGUAGAAAUCAUGAUGUACAACAUGUAAACUUGACUUGUAAGUCGAGCAGAUCCAGCUUUCGCCUAUAGGGGAGGGGGGAGGGCAGGAAAAAAGUAUUUUCAUCCACGCUUUCCCCAAUCACCCACUUAAAGCUGAUUUUGUUUUAAGGGGGGUAUUCCAAAUUUAAGUACAUGUAUAAAGAUUUUAAUAAACAUCUUACGUAUAUCCGUACAAACAAAUGAGGCAACUGCAUGAGUUCAUAAGAAAUGUAACUUUGAAAAAUUACAUAGUCUGAUUUCUUUUUGGAACCUGUGAUCUUUUGCAAAAUUUCUCAAAUUUUUUAAAUGGUCACUCUUUGCACUUCUUUAUAGCAAUAGUGUCUCCUCUUUCCUCCACAUCAUGGGAAAGGAUACAGUUGCAUGCAAGAGAUAUAUAGAUAUGGAAAAGAGAAAUAAGCAAUCAAGAGUAAAUUAAAUUAUAAAGUUAGUAAUAAAGUAAUCUAAUUGAAGUCAAUUACAAUUUUUUUAUUACUUUUCCUUUAGAAAUUUCAUUUACAAAUUACAAUUACAAUUGUAGAGUUCCAGUUACACAAUAUUUAGGAGGCUUGAGAGACACGUGUGUAUAGUUUGACUUCUUUAUUUGAACUAAAUUCAUUUGUACAAUUAACUUUAAUUUUAGCAUGGAUAGAGAGAGUAGUACAGAGUACUUCAUCUCAUUGGAAUGUGUGGUUACCCGAGUCAUCAUCUUGUGAUGUCUCACACAAAGGAGUUUCACAGAAAUUAUCUUAAGUCCUUCCACUUUAGUAUUACUAUGAUUUCCCAAUCAUAACAACAAUUACUUGAAAAAAAUGUAAUUAAUUACGUAAUUGAUGAAUUACUUUAUAAUUGAGCCCAACCCUGCCAAUGAUAGAGUCCAAAUUACCACAUGGCUCCUGAAUGAAAUUGACUCACUGAUAAAACAUGUGUAUCAAAUGUUUGUGAACUUUUUUCCCCCAUUUUGAAGCAGUUCGCCAACAGAUUUUAAUAAUGCAAACAAAAAUUCCUAAGAGUUUGCAACACUUGUCAGAAGAGUUGGUGAAUCCAUAAUUUACAACGUUCGUAAGUAUUUAUUUGCUGCUCAGUGAGAUACCUCCUUCAGCAAGAAAGUCCUUGGUUGAAUAAGAGUCAUUGUGAGAAAAAUACCCUGUCAAACAAAGAACGUUGCUCCAUACAUGCCGAGGCAUCCACAGCUUGCAUCCAGUCAGUGAUAAGUGCUCAUAAAUGACUACCACUAGUCUGGGAUCAAUGAAUUUGUGUGAAAAAAACAAGUAUUUCCUAAACCAGGGUUAGGUAGAAAAAUUGGUCAGAGCGAGCAGGAAAAUUACAGGACAGGGUUAAGGAUAAUCCAGGAUUAAGAAAGUGUGAGAAAAGGGUCAAAGGUGACUUUAAAUGAACCGUCCAGGGUUCAGCAUGAUAUGUACUAUCCUUGAGUGUUAUAGGGGUUCUUUUUUAAUAAAAGUCCAUAUUUGCAUCAAAAAAACAA